Leptidea sinapis is the source of this 4005-nucleotide messenger RNA. RefSeq lists its product as uncharacterized. NCBI's taxonomy places the organism in Eukaryota, Metazoa, Arthropoda, Insecta, Lepidoptera, Pieridae. Gene Ontology annotation, molecular function: protein binding. The transcript is spliced from 5 exons. Bases 135 to 2705 code for a protein of 856 amino acids. The record is from RefSeq and is a predicted model, not a curated record.
CGACAACGGUGAAAGCCGGCGCGUGUGAACAUGACGGUACGGACGUGACGAACUUGUACUGACGACUAACAUGAUACCGUGAUACUGUGAGUGUUGUGGACAUUUAAAGGAUUUGAACACACGUUUGACAGAAAAUGGAUAAACACACAAGAUUACAUCUCCGGUGGUGGCUAGCGACGGUACUGUUAGUAACAAUGUUUGAACACGGCCAGGCACAAUGUCCGUGGCAAGACUCCCUGGCCUUACAAGAAUCAUGCGUAUGCGCAUACAACUUAGCAAGACAAUUAUCCGUUCAGUGCGAUCAGGUUGAUUUCCCCGCACUUAUGUAUGCUUUAAACUCCAAUGCCCGAAAAAUACCAAUGGAUUUACUAUAUAUAAAUAACUCAACAAUAACGGAGCUAACAGACGAUUUAUUUAUCGAUCUUGCCAUUCACAAUUUACAAAUAUCUAGUUGUAAAAUAACGAGAAUACAAGAUGAGACAUUUAGAGGACAGGGACCGUUCCUCAAAAACCUAAAUUUACAGGACAAUGAGCUCACUCAAGUGCCAUCGAAAGCCUUCAAAUUUCUAAAGAACCUUUCCCUUUUGGAUUUGUCGAAGAAUCGGAUCACUUAUAUUGAGAACAAUGCUUUUGCUUCGCUUCAAGAUUUGACAACAUUAAAAAUUUCUGAUAAUAACGUCACACUUGCGCCGCGAGCAUUAGCAGGCUUGGAGAACUCUUUGAAGAAUCUAAACCUCAAAGGUACUCGACAAAAAAUUGUACCGGAGUGUAUACGAGGACUCCGAAAUCUAGCCUUUCUGGAUCUUUCACAGAACAGCUUAAGAGAGUUACCAGGACCAUCUGGGUCACGAUCUUUUGAAGGGUUAGAUUCAUUGACAGCAUUGAACCUGGAACGAAAUUUACUUGUCAACAUAAGAAAGAACGCGUUUGAAGGUGUUAAAAAUACCUUAAGCUCUCUAAGCCUCCUCAAUAACUUAUUGCCUGAGUUUCCUACAGAAGCAAUUGGAAGUUUAACAGACUUAAGAGUUCUUGAUAUAGGUUUCAAUUUACUGAAUAAUCUACCUACUGAUGCAUUUCUCAAGAAUCCUUCAAUAACAUUAUUAGCUCUGGAUGGAAAUCCUCUCCCCACAGUGCCCGAAAAAGCAUUAGCACAUCUUAACCAAACAUUAAGAGGACUCAGCUUAGGAGGAAGGUUUCUGGUUUGUGACUGUCGUUUACGAUGGAUAAUUGAAUGGAUACGUAAUGGUGAACUGCAAGUUACAUCUCGAGAAAGAAACCCACAAUUUUGCGGAAGUCCUCAACAUUUCCGCGAACGCGGAUUUUACAGUUUUGAACCCAAUGAGCUUGUUUGUGAGCAUGAAAUUCCUGUAACUCCAGAAUACCCAACUGAUAUUAAAGAGACAGAUGAAUGGAAAGUUAAUUACACGUCCAGUACCACAACCUUAAGACCAAGUACGACUAGCAGUGAGCCUACCACUUCGUCGACAACUUCAACAGUUGCAUACAGUCCUAAAGAACUAAGUAGUCCAGCUUCCACAACACUUCCUCCAUCUACAACAACAAAAACAACAAUAACGACAACAAUGACAUCCAGUACAAAACCCACAACUCGAAUCCCUGCCGUACGACCGGCUGCGCCUUCCUGGAGACACGCAGCAAACCAACGCGCCCCAGUUGUUAUGAACUUUCCUCAACAAAAACCAAAAGUUGAUGAUUCAAAUGAAGUCAUCGUGAAAAAUGCUUACAGACAAGAGAACUCCGUAAUCAUCCAAUGGGAUUCGGACGUAGCUAACAUUCUAGGUUUCCGGGUUGUCUACAGACUUUUCGGAGAUAAAAGUUUCAAACAAGGGCCACCUCUGGAAGCAAGUGAAAGGGAAUUCAAAAUCAAGAAUGUUCCAUCACAGGAAUGUAUCGUCGUUUGCGUGAUUUCCUUGGAGGAAGUACACGUCAGUCCCGAGACGGUACCAUAUUCGCAAUGUAAAGAAAUCAGAACAGUUUCUGCGGCCGCGACAAAUAUGGACAAAAUAACAAUAGCAGCCAGUGCCGCGAUCUGUGGCACCAUUGUAGUAGCAGUCCUCAUCUUCGCUGCAGCAUCACGGAGGCGAUCUAGAACAGUUCAUCGACUUCAUCCGCAAUCUGAAAAAAUGGCAAAUCCAUGCUGUGGAGGACUAACAGGAACCCCAAGUCCCAACGGGCCACUGUCUUCUAUCACUACGAUCGGCGCAUUCGGAAAGCAGCGUGAGUGGGACCAAGUAUCGGCUUACAGUGCACGAUCUAUCCCGCGUGCACGUUCCUUCACUGAACCGUCUGUCCCUGAUCCUUUACAAGGCCGACCCGGACGAGCUCGUUCUUUGGCGGACGGCCAAUCACAGCAUAGUUAUUCUCAAUCGGGCCGCUUCGGUCCACAUGGAUAUCCGAGCAGCCUGUUAGGAUCUAGAGCUGAUCUCCGACAAUCACGUCAAUCGCUGGGUGCAGCCUCAGAACGAGCAUCACGUUUGUCUCUAAGUGGAGCUGCCGGCGGUGCCACGAGUGGUACGUCUGGCUCUAGAAGAAGACCGAGGUCGCGAUCACGACCGGCCAGCCGAUAUAGUGUGGGGUCUCUUGGACUCGCCUACUGCGACACAUCUGACAACUGGACCGAUCACGACAUGGAUAUUUACAUGGCGCGGAAUCCGACAACGCGCGGUGGACUUGUACCUUUAUAGCGUGGAGGGGUUAAGUGAUAUCCCUCACUUCUUAUAUACAAAUUUAAUUUGUACCAACAUUUAUAGACGAUGCCGUACUCUCAACUGCCUCUUAUCAAGUGAGCCAACCGUCCGAGUGACGCAUCGACCGUAAAUUACAAUACAAAUUAAAUUUGUAGUUUAUUUAUGAUUAAUAUAAUGAACAUAUGCUGUGUUCAUAGGGAAAAUUACUAGAGAUACCUAAUGACCAAAGCAGACUUAAACAGACUAUAAUUGACAAUUUUAUUUUAAAUUAUUAAUAAAUAACUUGACACAAUGUUGGCAUCUCCAAAUGUUAUUGUUAAACUAUAAUGAUAAUAUUUAAGAGUGGUUCUGUGAUGAGUGAUUUUAUGACAGAGAUCUAUAAAGCGUACUUACACUUAGCUCAGACUUUACUGACGUAAAACUUAGCUGAGUUCAACCUUAGCGAAAUAUUUGAUUACGUAUGCUAAUAAAAUAUAGCAUUUGGAGCUAUGAACAUUACUUUAUCAUAUUACACAUAGCCUUAAGUCUUAUUUGUAGGUUGCUAAUGCUUGCUGUUAGUUAAACUUAACACUCCAGAGCUAUUAUGAACUACCAGUUAUGUUUGCAGUUAAACAAGUUUUUUCUCGACAUGAUGCAUUUUUUUAGUACACUGCUCUCAUAAAAGUUGUUCUUAUAGCUUUUACUUUUUUGUGUUGGUACAUUUAUUAAGAUUAGUAAUUAAUAAUGAGGAUUGUAAGCAAUUAAACUGUUUGCGCCUGUUAAAAUGUUAAAUUUUCGACGCAAGAACUUUGAAAAUAUUGGCUUUGUUACAUAGGAGCCGUGAACUCAUAUCGCUCAAGGUCGCCGGCAUUUAGUGUCGCCUUAAUGCAAAAAAAGUUCGCGUUUUGUCAUACUCAGCUAAGUUUUACGUUAGUAAUGUCUGAGCAAGGUGUAAGCACGCUAGAGAGAUCUUAGCAUUAGACAUCUAUGUAAAAAUGCAUAGAUAAAUAGGAAAUGUAAUUCUGACAAAUAAUUAUUAUAUUAAAUAUAGAAUUUGUAAAUGUCUUCUCUAUGAAGUAAAUAGUAGACUUAAAACAAUGAUUUUUAUGAUAAUUAUUAAUAUAAUAAAAUAAUUGUAAAUAUAAUAUAAUAAAAGAAGCCGAUCCAAAUGGUGCUAUAAUGGAGAAUGGUUGCUAAUUGUAAAUAUAGAUAUUUAUUUUAUUUGAUGUUAAUUAAAUUAUAGAUAUUUAUUUAAUAAUAUGAAUAGUUAUAUCGUCUGUUGUCUCAACUGUGUUGAUCUUAUAUCUAUUUAAUAUUA